AUGGCCCGGACGAACAGCUCACCAGCCCCAUCAGGAAGCCUGCGAUCAACUCGUUCGACGUACAACUCGCGUGUGACGCUGUAUGAACCUACCUCCACACCGACGAGCACCACAUCCUCCACUUCCAGCUUGACCCCGAUCAAACGCCGUUCUACUCGGUCCUCACCCUUGAAGCAAGAGGAUCAGCCCUAUCGAGAGGGACAGGAGGAAGUCAAGCCCCACCUCAAUAGAAAGAUCAGAAAGGAACCCUCCCCAAGGAAACCGACGGCUUUUGUGGUGAGAUUGGACAAGGCGCAUCCUGAACCCAAGCGAUGGAGGGAGGCGUAUGAGAUCAUUCGCGAGCAGAGACAGAGGGUUAGUUUUCUCAGAGCCUGUUGAAAAAGGUCCUUUCUGGGAGACUCACUUGUUUUUCGUUUGGUGCUCUAGAUUGUUGCACCCGUGGAUACUAUGGGGUGUGAACAGGGUGGAAGGGAGAGGGAUACCGCUCUGCCCUCGGACAAGGUGGGCCCCUCUGAUCCCAUCAAACGUACUCAGCUGCUCAUAGCACGGUCCACAUACUGCAUCUCAAUACGCGACAGGACAACCGCCUCUCAAUCCUCGUCUCGCUCAUGCUCUCCUCCCAAACCAAAGACCCCGUCACCCAUCAAGCCGUGAAAAACCUUCGCGAACAACUCCCCAAUGGUCUCUGCCUCGAUUCUCUCUUCUCCGCUACACCCGAACAAAUCGACGCAGCGAUCUGUAAAGUCGGCUUCCACAAUAUCAAAACAGCCAAUUUGAAGAAGCUUGCGAUCCGACUCAAGGAAAUGCACGGUGGGGACGUCCCUUCGGAUCUGACGCAAUUGUUGGCGAUCAAUGGCGUCGGACCUAAAAUGGCGAUCCUCUACCUCCAAGCGAUCGGUAUCAACGCCGGUAUUGGAGUCGAUGUACAUGUGCAUCGUAUUUCGAAUCGAUUGGGGUGGCAUAAACCGGCGACGAAUACGCCGGAACAGACCAGGCUGAACCUCGAGAGUUGGUUGCCCAAAGAGGAGCACCCCAAGAUCAAUUUGCAAGUUCCAAUCAGCACGGCCCAGAUUGAGACCUUCUACGAGCUGACCCGAGAUCCCUGUUUUUCAAUACCUUACAGGAUGCUCGUCGGCUUUGGUCAAGAGAUUUGUAAACCCGUUGGCCCUCGAUGCGACCUAUGCGACGUGGCCAAGGUGCCUCGACUUUGUCCUUCCAAGCGAUCGGUCGUCCCUCCUUCACCUCGCAAGACACCGAAAAAAGCGGAGGGGGAAGAAGAGGACCUGCCACCCCUACCACACUUGCCUAAGGUCGAGAUCGAAGUUGAUACCAGAGUUGAGGUCAAGAGGGAGGUCAUUGAUGGAGUCAUAGGAGUCAUAGCAACAACGGCAGGUAAGGAGACCGAAGUCAGGGCCAAACCCGAGCCUGAAUCACCGAACAAGCCGCUUGUUUGGUAG
Molecule: messenger RNA, 1457 nt
Organism: Microbotryum saponariae
Lineage: Eukaryota; Fungi; Basidiomycota; Microbotryomycetes; Microbotryales; Microbotryaceae
Source: the annotation of a GenBank genome assembly